Messenger RNA from Rhizopus microsporus ATCC 52813, 1509 nucleotides. RefSeq names its product kinase-like protein. The record is from RefSeq and is a predicted model, not a curated record. The transcript is spliced from 11 exons. Gene Ontology annotation, molecular function: protein binding; protein kinase activity; ATP binding. NCBI's taxonomy places the organism in Eukaryota, Fungi, Mucoromycota, Mucoromycetes, Mucorales, Rhizopodaceae. The coding region runs from base 1 to 1509 and encodes 502 amino acids. Gene Ontology annotation, biological process: protein phosphorylation.
AUGACAACAACAAAACGAGGACGAUCACUUGUACGUAAAAAGUCAGAAAUAAGACACAGUGGUGGACAUUCGUUAAGAAGACUCUAUAGUUCACCUUCCAUGUCCUGUAACCUAUUUGGUAACGGAAAAGUCAAGCCAAGGUUACUAACAACAACAACAACAACAACGAGCAAGGUACUGAUCAAGGACCCUUCUACAUCACAACUUAAAGUAGAAAACAAUGAAGACGCCUGGGGUUAUCUGGUCAGAGAAGGUGGAGAGACAUAUACGUUGGAUAGAGAAUUGGAUAAGCGUUUGGAUAAUCAGGCAGCAGGAUACAUAAUUGGUAAAAAGGAAGAUUGUGACAUAAGGCUUUAUCUUAAAGGUGCUAGCGAUGUACACGCCAUUAUCUAUUGUAGACACAGAUCCAUAAACAAUGUUGAAAGAUUUGUUCCAUAUGUAUUUGAUAGAAGUUCAAAUGGGACAUGGGUCAAUUUUAAAAAGAUACAGAAUGGCGCGAUCGAACUCAAGACGGGCGAUAUCAUACAUUUUAUGGAUCCUAAGCUAUACAACGAAGCAGCUAAUCCAACCUACAAAUUCGUAAAGCCAAAGACAAGCACAACAAGGGCAAGAGCAGUAGAGGAUCUCUACGUAUUAAAGUCACGAAUAGCAGAAGGAACCUAUGGUGUGGUUCAACUAGCAGAGUGUAAAAAGACAAAGAGACGAGUGGCGAUCAAAUUGAUCCGAAAUAGCAUGUGUCACGGAAGAAAAAAGCUACGCGACGCGUUUUUAAAAGAAAUUAGUGUCUGUAUGUCAAUGCCUGUUCAUCCGUGUAUUAUACAAAUCAGCAAAGUCUAUGAGCAAGAUGACAUCAUGUAUAUUGUUAUGGAAUAUGGUAAAAAUGGUGACCUGUUCGAAUGUGUUGCCUCUUAUCAGUUUAAAGAAUAUGAAGUAAAGAUUAUAUUUGAUCAAAUAGCACACGCCAUUGCUUUUCUUCAUGAACGAAAUAUUGUCCAUAGAGACAUCAAAUUGGAAAAUGUGGUUAUUUUUGAUAGAGAAAGACUUAUUGUCAAACUGUGUGAUUUCGGCUUAUCUACCUUUAUGAGACCAGGUAGGCUUUUAGAAACAAAUUGUGGAACCGUCAUGUAUGCUGCCCCUGAAUUGAUCGACUGUCCCAAUGGAUAUGGAAAAGAGGUCGAUAUCUGGAGCUUGGGGGUCUUGUUGUUCACUGCUCUUGUCGCAUUUACACCAUUCUUACAACGAAGUGAAGCUGAAGAACACAAGAGGGAGACAAUUGAUCAAAUAAAGCGUGGUGAUUUUAAUUUCGAUUGCUCUGUGUGGGAUGACAUAAGUCAUGAAGCAAAAGAUCUGAUUCGAAAAAUGAUGACAGUAGACAAGUCAAAAAGAUAUACGAUCAAACAAGUACUUGCACACCCUUGGUUACAAGAUAUGGAGAAAUCAAUAUCUACUCAUCCUGACUUGACAAGAAACCCUGAACUAGUUUCAUAUCUUGAAAGGAACAAGAAUUAA